Opisthocomus hoazin is the source of this 1302-nucleotide messenger RNA. NCBI's taxonomy places the organism in Eukaryota, Metazoa, Chordata, Aves, Opisthocomiformes, Opisthocomidae. The record is from RefSeq and is a predicted model, not a curated record.
AUGGUCAACAUGGCUGACACGAGGCUUCGGCCGCCAGAGUUCAGCUCCGAAGGUAACAUGGCGACGCGGCUUUCCCUCAGGUUUGUACCCAUCGCUACGCGCGGCGUCACCGACGAAGGAAGGGCCUCGCCUCACACCUCACCCGGGACGAGGAGCAGCACCCAAACCCCGCCGAGGCUGAAGCCAUUCCACAGACUGCAAGUAAUAUUACAACAUUUGAAGAUGCAUAAGCAAACAGAUUCGACAGCUGAAGUGUUGUUGGAAAAGAGAGGAGGUGCAGGAAUAAUAACUUUGAAUAGACCCAAGACUCUCAAUGCACUAAAUUUUUCUAUGAUCCAACAAAUUUAUCCACAAAUAAAGGCUUGGGAGCAGGAUCCUGAAACUUUUCUAAUAAUUAUUAAGGGAACUGGAGAAAAAGCUUUCUGUGCUGGGGGUGACAUCAGAGUCAUCAGAGAUGCAGUAAAAGCUGGAGACAGACUGGUACAAGAUUUCUUCAGAGGAGAAUAUACCCUGAACAAUGCCAUUGGCACUUGCAAGAAGCCGUAUGUGGCACUUCUUGAUGGCAUUACAAUGGGAGGGGGAGUUGGCCUCUCAGUCCAUGGACAUUUCCGAGUUGCUACAGAAAGGACACUUUUCGCAAUGCCAGAGACAGCAAUAGGCCAUUUUCCUGAUGUAGGUGGAGGAUAUUUCUUGCCAAGACUAUCAGGAAAGAUUGGCUAUUACCUUGGGCUAACAGGAUUCAGGCUGAAAGGAAGAGAUGUACUAAAAGCUGGCAUCGCUACACAUUUUAUAGAAUCCGAGAAGCUGCCUGCCUUAGAGAAAGACCUGAUAGCACUGAAAUCUCCUUCAACAGAAAACAUUGCAGACUUACUGAACUCUUACCAUCUGAAGAGCAAAGUUGAUCUCGAAAAGGAGUUUGUACUUGAUGAACAUAUGGAGAAGAUUAACAGUAUUUUUUCAGCAAAUAGUAUGGAAGAAAUUGUUGAAAAAUUAAAGCAAGAUGGUUCUCCUUUUGCCAUUAAGCAACUAGAGACUAUUAAGAAGAUGUCACCUACAUCCUUAAAGAUAGCUCUCAGACAGCUCAGAGAAGGAGCUUCCAUGAGCUUACAAGAAGUACUCACGAUGGAAUACAGACUGAGCCAAGCAUGCAUGAGAGGCCAUGACUUCUAUGAAGGGGUUCGAGCAGUGCUGAUUGACAGAGACCAAGCCCCCAAAUGGAAGCCAGCUGCUCUAGAAGAUGUCAGCGAUGAAUUUGUGGAUGAUUGUUUCAAGCCAUUGGGAGACAAUGAUCUCAAGUUGUAA